This is a messenger RNA of Dicentrarchus labrax (European seabass), 2043 nucleotides long. Its product is annotated as tectonic-1. Lineage: Eukaryota; Metazoa; Chordata; Actinopteri; Moronidae. The record is from RefSeq and is a predicted model, not a curated record. The transcript has 14 exons. Gene Ontology annotation, biological process: cilium assembly; protein localization to ciliary transition zone. The coding region runs from base 21 to 1874 and encodes 617 amino acids. Gene Ontology annotation, cellular component: MKS complex.
AUAGCAACGAUUAAACAAAGAUGGCGGCCUCGGCUGUUGCGUUCUGGCAUACUUCAAGCCUCUUCAGUUUAUUUCUCUUGUUUCCUGUCGUCACUGCCAACGAAAAUACAACGAGCUACAACUUCAAUACGACUGUGUUUGGGGAGCAGAACGUCACAUUUAACUUUACGGACAAUUAUACAACUACACCGCCCACAGAGUUUGACUCAACGACCCCAACACCGAGCUCCAGCAGCACAGACGAGCCCGUUCAACCGACCCUGCCCACCGAGCCCCUGCCCGUCUCCGGCCGCCUGCUCACUCCUGUCACCAGCGUUGACAGGUUGUGUCCCUGUGACGAGCACAAGGAUGUGUGUGACAUCAACUGCUGCUGCGACAGAGAGUGUAAUGAGGAGGUGGCUCUGUUCACCGGCUGCUCAGUGGACGCUGUCAGCAGUGGCAACAAGCAGCUGUGCAGCCGAGAUGUAGCGUCCUACGCUUUAAGGACUACAAUAGAUGGAUACUCUGAGCUACAGUCAUCUAUCCAGAAAGAGACCAAUUAUGAUAUCCUCUGCAUUCAGACACAGAACCGUGUUGAUGGAUUUUCUCACCCCUCGCCUGCUCUUCCAACUGACAGCAACUUUGACUCGCUCUUUAAACAAUUUACCAGCUUUCUUUUUGGCUCAGAGGAGAACAGUGGUCAGGCGUCCACUGCAGAGCUCCAGGCCUCGUCUGGAUACCAGUAUGGGGAUGUGAUGGUGACAGCGGGAGUGAGUGGACAGAGAGGGAUGUUCUGGCUGCCGGCUCCUAGUGUCACUGCUGACUGCAUGGACAGCAGUCCUGCAGCGUUCCUAAAGGAUCAGAGCAGUCGGUGUUCCCGGAAUGUGGUUCUGGAGCAGGACUGCAGCACUCUGCUGGCCCUCAGCAUGGGCACAUACACCAGCAUCCAGCUCUUCGCUGGGAAGAAUAAAGAUGCAGCUGUUGUCCCUGUGGAGGUAGCUUCAGUCGUCCUGCAGUCUGUAGAUGGAACUCAGACGGAGCUACAGAUCAGUGGAGGAGAAAACCUCAGCCCCGCUCUGCUGAACCCGACCCUCUGUGCUAAUGUGGUGCUGAAGGUUGCCUAUGUGAUUAAGUACAACCCAGCUGGUGAGAUAGUAAAUGUGGCGGUGUCCCUGGUGCUGGGAUUUUUCAGUGAAGCUGCGCUGCCCCUGGAACAGGAGUUCCAUAUCACAUUCAUCCAGGAGAAUGUGGGGGAGGUGGCUAUCCACUACAGUGGAAAUCCAGGUUACGUGGUUGGGCUACCCCUUGUGUCUGCAUCAAGAACAGCAGAUGGGAUUGUUAGAAGCAUCGACCCCAGAGACACUCUGUCUCUUCUCCACAGUGCUGAGGACCAGGACUGUCUGCAAGGACCACAACAGCGCUCACCUGUCCUAUUCGGUCUGGACUCUGUGUCCGGCUGCACGUUAAGACUGGAAGAUGCUGCCAACUGCUCUCUGGUCUUUCAAGUGCUUUUGGACGUACUGCGAGGACCAAACUACCCGCAGUACGUGGCUUCCUUUGGAAACUCCCCAUUAGACUAUCCAUUGGACUGGGUGCCAAUCAAGAACGACUUCAGUCCCGGGGAGAGUUGCAGCAUCCCGUUGUCACUUCAUUUAGAAAUUGAGUGGACAAAAUAUGGAUCCCUGGUGAACCCCCAAGCUCAGAUUGUGAGCAUCAAAGAAGUGAUCCAAACCAACACCACCAGUUUGGAAAUGUUAACCGGAGGCAGCAGUGUCCUGUCAAUCAGCAGCUCAGUGGCCUUCAUACCAGUUUCUGCUGCUGCCCUUCCUGGGUACAGAGCCAUGCCCACCAUCGACGCCAAACUACCCUUUGACUUCUUCUUCCCUUUUGUCUGAACACUGUGGGUUCCACUCACCAGUGUACGCUAACAUUUACCAAACACACUGGUGCAUGCCAUUUCUGACAGCAAGCACUGUGUGUUACUGUACAUUGUGUGAAUACUGUAUAUUGGAUUUUUAUAAGAAGACUACAAAUGUUUUUUAAUAAACAAAAUCACUUCAUUUA